CUUCCUCUCUCACUCUCACUAAUGUGACUGUGUGUUACACACAGUAGACUGAAGCAUAUAUAGAGAUUCACAUUGAGACCUUUAUAGUAAAAUCAAUUCAGAAAAAGAGAGAUAUGUCAACAUCAUCCGUUGCUAAAGAUGCUGUUGAGUUUACUACCGGCAUCAAUGGCUUUGAAACCGUCAUUCUCCAUCAAAAACCUCACACUUCUGUUCAGGUAUAUCUGUAUGGAGCUCAUGUGACAUCUUGGAAAAAUGAGCGAGAAGAAUUGCUUUUUGUCAGUAGCAAGGCAAUCUUUGCUCCUCCAAAGAGUAUACUUGGGGGUAUUUCUGUAUCCUUUCCUCUAUUCCCAGAUAAAGAUGCUCUUGCAGCAUUUGGAUUUGCUAGAAACAGAGUAUGGACCAUAGACUCUGGCGGCUCUUCUUAUCUACCCAAUGUCAAUAAUGAAGUUUCUGUGGAUCUGUUACUGAGUCCCACUGAGAAGGAUUUGAAGAUAUGGCCUCACAGGUUUGAGUAUCGGCUGAGGGUUGCUGUAAGACCUGGAGGAGAAUUAGUGUUGACAUCUCGGAUCAGAAAUACCAACCCUGAUGGAAAGUCAUUUAUGUUCGCAUUUGCCUGUCCAGCCUAUUUUUCUGUUUCAGAUAUCAAUGAUGUUCGAGUGGAAGGAUUGGAGACACUUGAUUACCUUGACAAUAUGAAGAACGAAGAAAGAUGUACAGAUCAAGGGGAUGCAUUAGCCUUUGAAUCCCUUGAAUCGGAGAUUGACAUGACAUAUCUGAGCACACCAACAAAGAUUAAGAUUCGGGAUCAUAAAAAGAGGCGAACACUUGUCAUUCAGAAAGAUGGGCUUCCUGAUGCUGUUGUGUGGAAUCCAUGGGAUAAGAAUGCAACAAAUAUGGCUGGUUUUGGAAAGAAUGAGUACAGACACAUGCUUUGUGUGGGGGCAGCAAGAAUGGAAAAUCCAGUUACGUUGAAGCCUGGUGAGGAAUGGACAGUAAAGCUACAACUGUCGGCUGCUAAUUUGAGCUAAUGCAGUAGUUGAGAAACAUAUGCUGAUCAAUAUAAUGUACAGGUUUUUCAUAAAAGCAAGGUUCUUAGCAACUCUUCUGGGAUUCCUAUUUUCUUGUGUAAAGUUUUCAUUGCAUUGGUAAGACUGGUUGAGCUUUUUCUCAGCAGAGAACUUGUCAAAAAGACUGUUGGUUUACUAGAAACUAUUGAAUGGCGAUACUAAUCGAAUAAUCAGCAAGAAAGCAUAAAGAGAUGGUUGAAAAGAUUACUUAUGUUGUGGUUUGGUAGAGCAAUACAAUAUGAUGAAAAAUACGUACUACAUGAGAAGCAGGGGUUGCGUUGAAUAUCAAGGAAUGGGCUUAAGCUUAACAUGCCGCCUCCUUCUUACUUAACCCGCACUAUAUGUGUGACACCCAAAAGGUAAAACCUUUAUUGUAACACUCUUUUGCAGGGUUGGUGCUGACGUUUAAGCUUGUUCGUGAUGGUGUAACCAUGAAUGGGCGUAACAACCACCUCCCUCCCACUCAACCUGGGCAUCAUGUGUGUGUGAAUGUAAAUCGUAAUGUUUCUAAUUAUAUGGCCUACACCUCACGUGGAUCAGAAAUCCAGUAAUAUCAAUCGAGUCUAGCCUGCUUGCACCUGUUUGAGAUCCACACUUUAGAGAACAGUUGAACUUGAGGAAAGAUGUCUUGUGCCUUAUUAGCCUUCGGGCAUUAGAAAGAGCAUGAACUAUUUGGUUCUGCCACUUCUAAACACCCAUAACCCUGCCAUCAAAGAUUUGAUGUGUCCAGAAGUGGCGACACAGAAUAAUGACCGUUACAACAACAGGAGACGUCUGAAAUAACAACCACCUUUAACGAAGUCCUCAUAUCCAGGUGUUUACGUUUCAUACAAAUUAUCGUUUUGAUCAAUUGUUCUCAUAUGUAUACCCAAAAAGAAAUGUUUUGGGUUUUUACAGGAUUGCAUCUCUACUUUUGAUUUUGUGGUAUGACGGUAACCCCACUUUAGCCACCUCUGUUGAGAUGGCAAAUAAACCCCUCUCUUCGCAAUCAUCCAACAAGGUCUUGGAGCCAGACAAAUAACCAGCCCUCCACAUUGUAAGGUUUUCCUUCUCUCUCAAGCAUUACAGACAUUGUUCUUCCUCAAAAAGCUUUCCAGGUAUGCAUUUCCUCAAAAGCGUCAUUGAUACUCAUUAGACAAGGCAGAUACAUUUCCCCUUUUCACAUGCAGUUUGAAUUAUAAAUAACCGAAGAUGGCACUUUAGCAAUUUUAAGUUCUAUGCAGUAUAAAUUUUAAAAUUAUAAGGAUUGUUCUCUCUUCAGACAUUCCACCAUCUUAUCCUUUCUUUUUUCUUAACGUUCAACAACCUGAUUUUGUGAUAUAUAAAAUUAGAUGUGGGAAUUUUGACCCAUUCACUUACAAGGGGUUCAUUUGGGAUGUUCAUCAGGCCCAAUAAAAAUAACUCAUAGGAAUUGGUCAAAUGGGUUGAAAGUUUCUGAAGUAAAACUUUUUUCUGUCUUAGUUGCAAUUGUUAGUGAUUUUGUGUAAUUACGUGACAAGUUAAUUAUUAGUAAAAUUAUUAGAUGUUAGAAACAGUGUUGUGAGCUGAUCAAACCCGUAAAAGAUUACUCAUUUUGAAGUAGACCCAUUUGAUGCAUUACCCAACCCGCCUGACCACCGAUUUUGCCACCUCCUACUUAAAGAGACUUAAACUCAUGGUUUAGGGGUUAUAGAGUCUAUUUGUCACAAGGUCAAACCCUUUACUUCCUUAUUGAUCAACAUAUACUUGAAUUCCAUGGUUUAUUCUAGGGCUAAGUGCGCCAAUAUGUAUCCCGAAAUUUCAAACUUGCUAUUGUAUGUUUACGAUUUUCAGCGGUUGCUGUUAUAUGCAUCUCACCUUUUAUUACUUGUAAACCAGCCACGUUGGCAAAAACUAAGAAAGUUCGAUACAAUCAAAGGAAGUUUGGAAGUUGAAUAUGUACAAUAACAAAUUGUGCCAAGUGUGUAUAUUCUAACUGCAGUUUCUUUGUUGGGACUUAUGGUACAGGUUAUUAUUUUAAAUGACAUCAUUGUUGGUAUGUGCGCUGCUAUGUAUGGCCUCCAUUUAGCGAGACCAACAUUUGGAUUAGAAUCUGACUCAUAUUUUGUUUUCGGUUUUCUUUAGUAGUAUGAUGGCAACUUUUGGUUUAUAUUACUUGCAACUUUGGAGAUGGUGUGUGUGGGCGUGUGAAAUGUAUAUGCAGCUACCAACACGUAUGUAUGUAGAAUUGAACAAGCAGUAAAAUCUUAUUGUUUUCGUACAUUCAA
Erigeron canadensis is the source of this 3313-nucleotide messenger RNA. Its product is annotated as putative glucose-6-phosphate 1-epimerase. NCBI's taxonomy places the organism in Eukaryota, Viridiplantae, Streptophyta, Magnoliopsida, Asterales, Asteraceae. The coding region runs from base 114 to 1028 and encodes 304 amino acids. The record is from RefSeq and is a predicted model, not a curated record. The transcript is spliced from 11 exons. Gene Ontology annotation, biological process: carbohydrate metabolic process. Gene Ontology annotation, molecular function: isomerase activity; carbohydrate binding.